Malania oleifera is the source of this 757-nucleotide messenger RNA. Its product is annotated as MYB-like transcription factor ETC3. Gene Ontology annotation, biological process: cell differentiation. The record is from RefSeq and is a predicted model, not a curated record. Gene Ontology annotation, cellular component: nucleus. The coding region runs from base 257 to 634 and encodes 125 amino acids. The transcript has 6 exons. Gene Ontology annotation, molecular function: transcription cis-regulatory region binding. NCBI's taxonomy places the organism in Eukaryota, Viridiplantae, Streptophyta, Magnoliopsida, Santalales, Ximeniaceae.
GGAAAAAAUUAUGGACAUAACUCAAUGGGAAAGAGGUAUGCCAGAAAUUGGAGGGGCAGGGCCUUUGCCUUUCACAGUCGCUGUCACUCUCACUCUCGCUGCUGCUGCUGCUGUAUUGGCGAUAGGCUUUACUGCUGCAAACCAAGCCAUGGGAUGAAUGCUGCUCUGCACUCUUGCCGUGGAUCUGGUUGCAGCAGUGUGUGGCUCUUGAUCAUUCCCUGACGCAUGUGACAUUCUUCCUUUUUUUUGUUCUGACAUGACUCUAAAUGGAGACAGAUACAAACUAUAUAUAUCAAGAAUGGAAAACCAGCGUUGGCGGAAACAACCCAAGAGGAGCAAGCUAAUUAAGGAUAGCCGCAGCUCUGAAGCAGAAGAAGUGAGCAGUGUUGAGUGGCAGUUCAUAAGCAUGACAGAGCAAGAAGAGGACCUAAUUUCCAGGAUGUACAAGCUCGUGGGAGACAGGUGGGAAUUAAUAGCUGGUCGAAUCCCUGGACGGAAAGUCGAAGAAAUAGAGAGAUUUUGGAUGAUGAAGCAUGGUGAGGUCUUUGCCCACAAAAGGAAGCUUCAUAAUAUUGCCACCAAUAGUUGUUCUAAAAAGGCUAGUAAUUCCCAUUGUCAGACCUUAAUUUGUUAACCAUUUCUACGCAUUCAUUUCUUCGUUGUCAUUUGUUUUGGACUUUAGAGUAUACAUGUACAAUCUCUCUCUUAUGUAUGUGAAUUUAUGAGAAAUACUAAGGUUGUGUUCAUAUGUGAAAAA